Psylliodes chrysocephalus is the source of this 1885-nucleotide messenger RNA. NCBI's taxonomy places the organism in Eukaryota, Metazoa, Arthropoda, Insecta, Coleoptera, Chrysomelidae. The record is from the annotation of a GenBank genome assembly.
UCUUUCAAAGAUUAUAAUAUAUGUAUACUGUCAUUAAUCAAAUUAUAAAAAAAUAUGCUUGAAUUUCAAGAUGUCAAAACUGAUACAGUAGAAAACGUUCGAGUUUUCGUAAGGAUAAGACCAUUAAAAGAAGGGGAGAGAACCGUAAUCAACAAAGAGGUAGUCAAAUCGGAUAAAAGCACAGUUACUAUAACUAAGCAGGGAAUAGUAAGAACUUUUAAGUUUAGUAAAAUUUUCGAUGAGAAGUGCAAUCAAAUAGAAUUGUACAGUAAUGUAGCUGUGCCCAUAGUAGAGCAAGUAUUGGAAGGAUAUAAUGGAACAAUUUUUGCAUAUGGACAGUCUGGUACUGGCAAAACUUACACUAUGAUAGGUGAUGUAGGAAAUCCAGACCAUCAAGGUAUUAUACCAAAUAUAUUUUCUCAUAUUUUUGCUCAAAUAACUUUAGCAAAAAAUGACUAUUCGUAUGCAGUUACCGUCACGUAUCUAGAAAUCUACAAUGAGGAAAUUCGCGAUCUUUUGUCCGAAACACCAGAAAGAAAACUUACUUUAAGGGAAAGACCAAAGUUAGGAGUAUACAUUACAGAUCUUUUAGGAUUUACUGUCAACUCUUUAGAAGCUGUAACAGAAAUUCUAAUGAAAGGGAAUAAAAAUCGUGCCACAAGUUCUACCAAACUAAACGAUAUUAGUUCAAGAUCACACGCAAUAUUUACUAUACUAGUAGAAACUAAAAAUAAUCUUACCGGUAAAAGAACAUUUGGAAAGAUUAACUUAGUAGACCUAGCUGGCUCAGAAAGAGUAAACAAAACUCAAGCUACUGGAGAUCGGCUUAGAGAAGCAGGAAAAAUUAACUUGUCACUUUCAGUUUUAGGAAACGUAAUAUCAGCACUUGUAGAUGGCAAAGCUUCUCAUAUACCUUACAGAAAUUCAAAGUUAACGAGACUGCUUCAAGAUUCUUUAGGUGGUAACUCUUUAACUGCGAUGAUCGCCUUGGUAAGUCCAAGAUUUCAAGAUUGCGAAGAAAGUUUAUACACGCUUAUGUAUGCAGAUAGGGUUAAACAUAUUCAAAAUCAUGUUUCUAUUAACGUAGAGACUAAAAGCAUUAUUGAAACUUUUGAAGCCAAGAUACAGUCGUUGAAAGAAGAACUAAGAUUGUUGGAGCUAAAAGAGCAAAAAGAACAAAAAAGGGCAAGAAGAAAAAGCAAAACAUCUCUAACUCAAGAGGAGUUUGAUAAUAUUGAGUUAGAAAAGAGUAUUCUCGAAAAUAAAAUAAAUAUGAUUCAGAAAAAGAUUUUAGUUGGGGGUGAAAAUCUUGUGGAGAAGGCCCAACAGCAAAUGGAUAUGUUAGAAGAUGCAGCUAAAGAAUUAAAACAUUUAGAUAGUUCCCAUGUACUUUUAGAAGAAAUACUAUUUUACAAAGAAAAAGAGAAGACUAUUGUGAAAAAGGAGUAUGCUAAUUUAAAAGACGAAGAUAGAGAGUUAGAUUUGAAAAUAGAAGAAGCCGAGAAGCUUAUUAAAAAAGCUUCUGAAAUUUUGACAAACAAAGAGAGUGAAUAUCAAAAUGAGAUAUCUACUCUAUUGCAAGAUAAUAAAAAUUUAGCCAAAGAAAUUUCUCUAGUACAAUUUGUAGUUCAGAACAGCAUUCCAAUGGCAUUCCUAGAGGACCUAAAAAAUGAGGUAGUAUUUAAUGAAGAUACUCAAGAGUGGCAAGUUAAAGGAGUUGCUUACUGUGGAAAUAAUUUAAGAAAAGUAAAAUCUCGUGAAUACCAUAAAAAAAGUUAUCCAGAUUCGGUAUAUUAUCAGUAUUCUAAAAAAACCUAAACAUAUUCCAGAAAUAACUCUAAUGUAACUAAUUUAUUAUAAUAACAUUAUAAAACUAACUUAAAAG